Messenger RNA from Hyposmocoma kahamanoa, 1371 nucleotides. RefSeq names its product transcriptional adapter 2A (gene Ada2a). The transcript has a single exon. Gene Ontology annotation, biological process: regulation of transcription by RNA polymerase II; chromatin remodeling. Gene Ontology annotation, cellular component: nucleus; SAGA-type complex. Gene Ontology annotation, molecular function: transcription coactivator activity; chromatin binding; protein binding. Bases 76 to 1368 code for a protein of 430 amino acids. The record is from RefSeq and is a predicted model, not a curated record. Lineage: Eukaryota; Metazoa; Arthropoda; Insecta; Lepidoptera; Cosmopterigidae.
GACAUCCCUUGUACUCGAUGUCGAAGUACUUUUCAUAGAAGUCUUGGAUUAACUCUUCGACCUGUGAACAGAACAAUGUCGAACGAUGUGUUACAAACUAAGUGCGAUUGCUGCGGAGAAAUAGCUCAUGAACCGUAUAUAGAAUGUUGUGAGUGUGAAACGAACCUUUGCACAGGUUGUUUCAGCACAGGACAGGAGGUUAGGACGCAUAGAAAUGACCACAAAUACGCUGUACGACGAAACGAGUUUCCGCUAUUCGAGAACUGCAAUUGGUCAGCUAAAGAGGAAUGCAAAUUACUAUCAGCAUUAUCCACAUACGGCUAUGGUAAUUGGGAGGAAAUAUCAAAAAGUGUGCACACCAGAUCUAAGUUAGAAUGCCAAGAGCAUUAUAAGAAGUAUUACAUUGAAAAUGUUCAGUACAAAGAACUCAACUUACUACCAGAGACUGAAUCAUCCAUGUUUCCGAAGUCUAUUAUACCUUAUUUGUACAGCACGCAGGUAUCUGGGAAUCCACCGAGGAAUAAUCAGACGGAUCAACAUUUGGCCGGCUAUAAUGCUUAUAGAUCAGAAUUUGAGUUAAGUUAUGAUCAUAAUGCAGAAAGCAUAUUUAAUAUAGAGAAUCAGUAUUCCGAUGAAGAAGAAGAUGAUGAUGAAUGCAUGGACGCUUUAAAAGUAUCUUUAGUCAGUGCCUUGAAUACCAGGCUGCGAGAACGACAAAAGAGGUACCAGAUCAUCCAGAACCAUGGUCUAAUAAUGCCUAAUAAACUCGUGUCUUGGCUGCAGAAGUUUGAUCUGACAAUGACUCGUCAAAGAUGGGAAAAAUUGAUAUCUGUAAUGCAAUUCAUGACUGGCAUGCAAUUUGACGCAUUUAUUGAAUCAAUGAAUUUAGAAUGGGAAUUACUUCAGAAGAUCAUUAGGUUGUCGGAUUAUCGUAAGCAUGGUAUAAAGAGCAUGUACUCUGCAAGCUUGUACAAACAAUUGAAGAAGGAAAAUGACUUAGUGGUGAAAGAACAGAAGCAUGCAACAUCAGUAAUGAUGAAGAAGUUUGAUUUGUCACCAACAAAGCAUCGGAUGUAUUUUAAUAAAGAUAAUCAGCCUAGGAAAUUCAAACGUACUUCAAUGCCUUUGGAAAUUGUUGAUUUACCAGGCUUCCAUUUAUUAUCAGAAUCAGAGAAGACAUUAUGUUCUACUUUGAGACUGAUACCGGAGAAUUAUUUAGAGAUUAAAGAACAACUGAUAAGUGAAAACAAUAAAAUGGGAUUCCUGCGUCUGUUAGAUGCUAGACGUAUUGUUAAGAUAGACGUCAAUAAGACUAGGAAGAUCUAUGACCAUUUGAUUGCUGACGGGUUUAUUUGUAAACCUAUGUAAAUA